AUGAGUAAAGAAAGCAUUAAUGAAGCGGCUGAGUUAUGGAUCGUGAGCACGGAGGACGCGGUCGACAAUGGUACUUGGGAACAAGAAGGCUGGUCCACGCAAGAAUACGGCGUCUCGAAAACUGGAGUAACGACAUUAAGCCAUAUCCUCGCGAGACGCUUCAAAGCUGAAGUGAAAAAUAUUUUAGUCAAUACUUGCUGUCCUGGGUGGGUGAAAACUGACAUGGCUGGUCCGCGAGCACCUUUGACACCUGAUCAAGGCGUCAAAACUCUGAUAUUUCUUGCCUUGGACGAAGAAACUGUGUCAAAUGGAGAAUUAUGGAAAUUGAAAUAA
This is a messenger RNA of Ambispora gerdemannii, 333 nucleotides long. NCBI's taxonomy places the organism in Eukaryota, Fungi, Glomeromycota, Glomeromycetes, Archaeosporales, Ambisporaceae. The record is from the annotation of a GenBank genome assembly.